UGUGCAUUGUGACUGCUGGUCUCUUCUCCACCUCGUUCUCUCUUCCUCCUUCCCUUCCUCCUCUUCUCUCUGGAUCUGCUCAUCUCUGGAUCGACCAUGCUCAGACUCGUAAUGUGCAUUCUUUGUGGAUGCUGAUUCUUCGUAACUGCAUGCACCGUGUUGUUAUUUGCACAUGCAGCUUCUGCAGCAGCACCGGAAGCCAGCUACGGUUAAAUCAUGAAUUGAGUGAUCGCGUGGCUCGAUUCUCUUACUACAAGGGGACCACGUCAUUGGAACCGAGCAGCAUUUACCGAAGCUGGAAAUUUAACAUGACAACGCAACGGCGUGGUGUGUUUUUAUCGGUUCUUCUGUACGUGGUCAGUCUCAAUAUUGUAGAAGGGAUCAGUUUCAUUCGAUUCGACUGUGAACUUCUACCGAAGGAGGAGUGCGCAUUUGCUAUAGGGCAACGGGGUUUCAGGUGCUUGCUGGAAACGUCCAUCGGCUUGGACGGAUUAAUAAUUCACCACUGUCAGACUUCGGACAUAGAGUGGACAACUGAUGCAGACGAUCUAAGACGAGAGCUGAGAUCCAUCCGGUCCGGUGGGCAUAUAGAGUCCGACGAAUGUCUAGAAGCAUGCGGUCUCGACAGAUUGACCGUGGGGAUCUCAACCGAUGGCCUGCAGACUGGUGCUUUCAAAGAGAAAAUUUGUUCAGAAGAUUGCAGACACAAUUGCCCUCAAGUUAUCAGCCUGUACAAUAUUAUCUAUGCGGAGGAAGGUGAAGAGCUGGGCCAGGUCUGUGAGGAGCUGUAUCAGUGGAAGCACAGCGAAAGACUACGCGCCAGAAAGUUAGUUCGCAGUUUUGCCCCAUCGAUUGAAAAGGUUGCGGCUCCAGCUCCUGCUCCGAGCGGAGCAGAAUCGUAAAUCAGACGCCCCGUCAACCUCUUAAUGCUAGGAUUAACGAAAUAUUUUAUUCUGCACCACGAUUAUAAGGCUUUCAAGCUCGAUGACUUUGUUUAGUAUUCAAGCUGCCUCCGAAUAGUAUGGAUUGAACACGCCUGUUGAUUGCUUUAGAUAUAGGAAUGUCAAAAUACGUCUCGAGUUGAUAGGAUUUGAGAGCCCCGAUCCCUGGGUUUGAGAAUAAUUUGAAGGACUGCUCUCGUCAAUGUCCAAUUAGUAAAUUUAUGUACACUACGGGGAUGUCCCUUGGCUUUCUCAAUAAAUUGCAGGAGAAGGUGCAAGCCUGUUUCCAGGCUUGUU
Molecule: messenger RNA, 1238 nt
Organism: Marchantia polymorpha subsp. ruderalis
Lineage: Eukaryota; Viridiplantae; Streptophyta; Marchantiopsida; Marchantiales; Marchantiaceae
Source: the annotation of a GenBank genome assembly